This is a messenger RNA of Volvox carteri f. nagariensis, 327 nucleotides long. RefSeq lists its product as uncharacterized. Lineage: Eukaryota; Viridiplantae; Chlorophyta; Chlorophyceae; Chlamydomonadales; Volvocaceae. The transcript is spliced from 2 exons. The record is from RefSeq and is a predicted model, not a curated record. The annotation marks the transcript as partial.
AUGUCAAGCAGCAAUGCAACUGCCUGGGUGCUGCAGGCGGCGCUUCAGGGUCUGUCGGCUCCUAGCGGCAAGGAUUUCAUAGCAGCGGCUCGGUUUUCUGGUGCAAAGCCCGGAUACGUUUUCAAAAGUGGCGAACACGGCUUGGGAUAUUAUCUCGACUCGUUGCAAGGGGAUGCAGCGGCCGCGGCUGGGACGGACGGGGCGGAUCCCAGCGGCAACGCAGACGGCAAGGGCGCAGCAGCCCAGCCUCCGCAGCACCCUCCUCAGCCGCAGCUGGAUCCCGAGGAGCUGCUGCGCCAGGCGGAGGAGGAAGCCAACAUCGAUCAA